AUGUGGACGGGCAGCGGCGUGUCCUUUUUGUGCCACGUGGAAAAGCCUGCGUUGGCGGAAUCGCAGUGCAGAGCUGCUUCUCUCUCCCAAGAAAGCAGAGAAGACCAGCCCAAGCGGGAACAAGAAUGUGGAGAAAAGGCGAAGGAGAACGAAAGAUUUGUCACCGGCGCCUCGUUCUUCGCCUUUGACCGACCCCUUGCUGCAGUCGGCCGCCUCUUUGGAUCCGCGCCGGCCACGCGAGAUUUCGGAGCUGUUCAGAUAGGCAACUCUGUCCAGUGCAUCCACGGCAUUCUCUUCGGUGGCGGGAGCGUCUUCGGCCUAGAUGCAGUCGGAGGGUUGCUUGAAUUCCAGCGCCAGCGCGGCAUUGGCGUCUCGACAAUUGCGGGACCGAUUCCCGUCUGCCCGGCCCUAGGCAUUUUCGACGUUCCCGCGCUCCCGCCUGGCCCCUCUUCAUCGGAGACUCGUGCGUUUGCUCUCCCCCAAUUUGUCACCUCUGCGGAUGUCUCCACUGCAUGCGCCGAAGCGGUGCGCGUCCAAGCUUCUGUGCCGGCCUCACUGCCCCGGAGCGACAGGGAAGGAGACAAACAUCGCGAAGCAGUGGAGAAGGAAGGGACACCCGCCCUGGCCGACUCGCCGCUUCGAGUUCGGUGUCGUCUCGGGUCGAACGGCACAGUCUCAACUGCCUUCUCGCACGCGUGGACGCGCCUGUCGCUUCGAAAAGAUGCCGACCGGACACCGGCCGCCUCGACGUCUCCGGGGCAGUCCACGGCGUCUUCGGGUGCUUCUGGGUCACCUUCUCUCGAGGAGACAGCCAGCUGGAUUGGGUCCAUCGGCGUGGGGGUCGGGGCGACCUGCGCCCGAGUCGGCGAAUGUGCGGGCUUUGCCCCUCGCAAAGGCGGCUGGGGCGAGGCCUGCCGGCAGCGUCCAUGGCGCGGCGAGCGGAGAGAAGGAAAGGCGGGGGACACGGAGCGGGGCAGUGCGGCCGAGGCCGGCCUCGAGACUCUCAAAGUUCAGGCCUUCAUUGUCGUUAACAGCUACGGCGACAUCGUCGCUGCCGGAAAGGGAAGCGAAGGCUCAGUCGUCGCAGGGCCACUCAAAGACGGCGUCACGUACGCUGCCGCCGACCUGCUCCAAGAGGCCGGCAUCCAUGUGAGUUUGAAUCGCGACGCGCUCUGGCGCGUGGCUGCGAUGGCCGGUGCUGGGAUGGCCCGGGCAAUUCACCCUAUCUUCUCGCCCGUCGAUGGCGACGCAGUCAUCGCCGUUUCGACUGGCGAACUCACCCAUGGCGACACUGAUCCGACGCUUUCGGAGAUUAUUGUGGGAACCAUGGCUGCAGAAUGUGUGGCUGAAGCUAUCCAACAAGCGGCAGCAGCCUCAAACAAUUUGUGA
Neospora caninum is the source of this 1389-nucleotide messenger RNA. RefSeq names its product putative peptidase family T4. Lineage: Eukaryota; Apicomplexa; Conoidasida; Eucoccidiorida; Sarcocystidae. The record is from RefSeq and is a predicted model, not a curated record. The transcript is spliced from 8 exons. Gene Ontology annotation, molecular function: aminopeptidase activity. The coding region runs from base 1 to 1389 and encodes 462 amino acids.